This is a messenger RNA of Maylandia zebra (zebra mbuna), 825 nucleotides long. Lineage: Eukaryota; Metazoa; Chordata; Actinopteri; Cichliformes; Cichlidae. The record is from RefSeq and is a predicted model, not a curated record.
AUGAGCUUCGUACCCCAGUGGACUUUGUGUUUGGAUCUCCCCGAGCAGGAAGUGUGCGGGGACCCCGGGUUGGACUACCUCCACAACCUCCUCGCCCGGCUCCGAGAGGUGCAUCAGUUGACCAGGCAGGCUCUCCGAGAUGCAGGCUCCUGGCAGAAGCGAGCUUAUGAUACCCGCUGCAAGGGGGAAGGACUCUCACCCGGUCAGCAUAUGUGGGUCUACAGCUUGGAGAGGAAGAAAGGGCUUUCUCCCAAACUGAUGAGCCAGUGGGUUGGACCCUGCACUGUUCUCGAGAGGCUGUCCGACGUGGUCUACAGGGAACGGCUGGUCAAACGGAACAGGGUGGUCGUACUCCAUCGUGAUCGCCUGGCACCCUAUCAGCCCAUCCAGGGAGGAGUCAGGGAGGACGACAGCUCUGCUGGAUGGACUCUGAGGAGAAACACAAGCACACGACAGAGGACUCAGUGUGGAGAUGGGUGGGGAGAAGUAAAUGGUUCUACGUGUAAGAUCAGUUUAACAGUACCUCAUGACAGUGGAGUUUACUGGUGUGAGUCCAGAGAGGGUCCCAUCAGUAACAUGGUUAACCUGACAGUCACUGGUGAAUCAGUGAUCCUGCAGAGUCCUGUCCUCCCUGUGAUGGAGGGAGAUGACGUCACUCUGCUCUGUAAAACAAAGACCACUCCCUCCAACCUCCCAGCUGCUUUCUAUAAAGAUGGCUCCCUCAUCAGGAAGCAGCCUACAGGUCACAUGACCAUCCAGCAUGUUUCCAGGUCUGAUGAAGGCCUCUACAAGUGUGACAUCAGCGGUCAUGGAGAGUCUCCAUCC